AUGCGGGGCCAAAGUGUGCUGGAGCGUAUACUCAACGGAGACGAGGAACCCAAGGAUCUUCCAUUAGCACUCUUACAGGAAAUUACUAAUGAUUUCUGUGAGGAGAACAAAAUCGGUCAGGGUGGAUUUGGAGAGGUCUACAAGACGAGAAUAGCGGAGGCUGGGUCCGAUGAUUUUAAAUUGGUCAACGUCAGAGAAAGAUUGCUCUGUUUCGAGUACAUCAGCAAUGGAAGCCUUGAUAAGCAUAUUACUGAUGAACUAAGGGGACUUCAAUGGGAAAAACGCUAUGACAUAAUCACCGGAACUUGCAAUGGUCUGCGUCAUCUCGAGGAGAAAGAAAUUAUUCAUAUGGACCUUAAACCGGCUAACAUAUUACUAGAUGAUCAUAUGGUUCCAAAAAUUACCGAUUUUGGUUUGUCAAGACCAAAUGAAAAUUCACAUACUAUGGGUCCACGUUUUGGAACACGAGGAUAUGUCGCUCCGGAAUAUGACAACGCUGGCAAAACUUCUGUCAAGUCUGACAUAUAUAGUUUUGGUGCCAUAAUCAUUGAAUUAGUAACAGGGUUUAUGGGCAUCCCUGAUAAAAACAAUGUACUUCGAAGGUGGAGACACAGGUGGAGUAAGUCACCGACGUUGCUACAAUACCAGCAACUAACUAGAUGCAUGGAAAUAGCAGUACGCUGCAGGCAACAAGAACCGGAAGCUAGACCUUCCAUAAUGGAUAUAAUUAACUAUCUGAGUAAAUCUGAAAGUACGGAUGUGCACACUGGCCAGAUUCAAAUACAUUGGUUAGCUAAUCAUAAACCUUCUAGACCAAGCCAGCAGUACACGACACGGCCAGGGAAAGGCAUUGUGCCGCCAGGAUGCAACGAGCAUCUUGUUCAGAUAACAGUGCAGGCGCAGCGACAGGAUAGGGCACCACAAGUUACACAGAAUGGUGACAAGUUCAUCAUCCAGAGCACAAAAGUGAGUAAUCUUAGAGAUGAGGAUAUCACUGAACAUAUAUUCCAUGAAGAGGCCGGUAAAAUGGUUGAUGAGGUGAAUUUGAAGGUCAAAUAUGAGCCUGUUAGUCGACAAGACCCCAGUUUGCCAGCCGAGGCAGUCUCCCUCAUGGACAUCAAUUCCAGCAUCUAUAAAGACGGCGUGCAAGGACAAUGUCACAAAGAACUAGAUCACCGUGAUUUCCACCUACCAGAAGAAUUUUCACAGAGUCAACCUACGAACAUGACUUACCUACUGAGAGUCAGCGACCGAGCCGUGGAUGUCACAAGGGGGGCCAUGGGCAGCCUACUCCACAAGCUGGGCGAGCUCAACAAGGAGGACUUCAAUCUGGAGGCAAGCGUCAAAAAAGAUGUCCAGUCACUCUCGGGAGAGCUGGUGACGAUGCAGCUCGUACUCCGCAAGGUGUCAGAGGUGCAGCGGGGCAACCUCGAUGACCUGGUCAAGCGUUGGGCCAGCAAUGUCAGGGAGAUGUCAUAUGACCUAGAGGAUUUCGUUGACGGCUUCUUGGUGCAAAGCCAGCCUGAAUCUAGUACAAGUGGCUUCAGGGAACUCACACACGAGAUAUGCUUCCACUUAGAGAAGGGCAAGAGUCACCAUACAAUAGGCAACUUGAUCAAAGACAAAAGCAAACAAGUCCAAGAUGCGGCCAAAAAGUGUAAAGAGUAUAAGGUCGACAAUGUGGUACCUAAUGCAUCUGCCAAAGCUGCCAUUGAUGAACUUCGGAUUUUGGCUAUGUAUGAAGAUAAAGAACAGCUCGUUGGCAUCAAUAGACCAAGAGAUGAGCUAAUAAGGCUAUUUGAGGAGGAUGGCGAUGUAUCAAAGGAAAAUCUCAAGAUAGUCUCCAUUGUUGGAUUGGGAGGAUUGGGCAAGACCACACUUGCCAAGGCAGUAUAUGACAAGCUUAAAGCCCAAUACCAUCUUAAAACUUUUGUUUCGGUUGGUCAGAAUCCUGAUGUGAAGAAAGUUUUGGGAAAUAUCCUCCGUAAACUAGUAAGGAAUUUCAAUGUAGAGAACUUGGAGGCGGAGGAUCUCAUUGAGGAACUACAAGAAUUGCUCGAGGAUAAGAGAUACUUCAUAGUAAUUGAUGAUAUAUGGGAUUCUACAGCAUGGGGUCGUAUUGCUUAUGCUUUUCCAAGAAACAGUUGUGGCAGUAGAGUGAUAACAACAACAAGGAUUGAACGUGUUGCUCGUGACUGUUGCAAAGUUGAAUGCAAAAAUGUUUAUAGGAUGAAACCACUCGGUGAAGUAGACUCAAGAACACUAUUUCUUAGAAGAACAUUUGGUUCUGAAAAAGAUUGCCCCGAUACACACAGAAAAGAAGAGAUUUUAGUUGAUAUUCUAAAAAAAUGUGGUGGUAUGCCACUUGCUAUUAAUAGUAUUGCAAGCCUUCUAGCUGGUGAACCAGAGUCAACCUGGGAGUAUGUAUGGAAAUCCUUGGGUGCUCUGACUGAAGGAGAUAAUCUUGAAAACAUGAAGCAAAUAUUGGAUCUUAGCUACAUACAUCUUCCUGAUCAUCUGAAGGCAUGUCUACUUUAUAUUUGUAUGUAUCCAGAGGAUCGCGAGAUAGACAAAACUGAAUUGUUGAGGAAAUGGGUAGCCGAAGGUUUCGUGCACGUGAGUACAAAUGGUCUUCUGGAUGCAGUGGAUGUUGCAGAAAAGUACUUCAAAGAGCUCAUCAACAUGUGUAUGAUCCAGCCUUGGAGGAUAAGCUACAACAAUGAAGUGUUGUCUUGCAGAGUACAUGAUAUAAUUCUUGAUAUGAUGAGAUCCAAGUCAAGUAAAGAGAAUUUUAUUCAUGUGAUUGAUGGUUCUAAGGUUGAGACGGGGGAGAUCCGCCGAGUCUCAGUCCACUACAAUGAUAAAAAGGAUACAACAAUUUUGGAAACAAUCAACAAAGGGUCACUAUCACAUGUUCGGUCAGUCUUACUUUGCCGGAGCUCACUUUUGCCUUAUUUUCUGGAUUUCAAGUAUGUCAGAGUGCUACACCUUGAACAUAAGUAUUCUUUGAACAACUACCUGGACCUCACUGGUAUCAGUGGGCUGUUCCUUCUAAGAUGUGAGUUGAAGCUACCUAAUAAAAUUGAGGAGCUACAGCAAUUGGAGACAAUAGAUAUACGUGUAGGUAAACUGAGAGAAUAUCCAUCAGAUAUUGUUAGUUUGCCCCAGUUGUCGCAUCUCAGUUCGAUGGGAACAAUGCUGCCUGACGGGAUCGACAGGUUGAAAUCCUUGUGCACCCUACAAGGUGUAGAUAUGUUUAAAAGCUCGGUAGAGAAUAUCAAGGGGCUCAGCAAGCUGACCAACUUGAGGGAACUUGGGAUCUCUUGGAAUGGGAGUAGUGAAUCGGUGGAAGAGAGCACCAUGGAUGCCCUGGACUCUUCUAUCCGCAAGCUUUCUGCCAACCUCAGGAUCUUCACUUUCAAAGGAGGAUUUGCUUACAAACCAGAUGUCCCAGGAUGGAUUACCAGACCACCAUUCCAUCGGGACUCUCAUCUUCGGGAGCUCAAUCUGGGGGGCUGCAGGUUUCAAAGGUGCCCCGAGUGGAUUGGUGAGCUCCACGGCCUCUACAAGUUGGGCAUUGUGGUGAGGGAGGUGGCUGAUGGUGUCAGUAUUGUUGCACGGCUGCCUUCACUUGCCCACUUCUAUUUGAUUGUUUCUGGUAUGGGUGAAGAAGAAAAGGAAGAAAGUGUAGUCAUCCCUGGCACUGGCAGCGGGGCAUUCCGAGCACUCAAGCAGAUGCUCUUCAACUGUCCAAAGGUGUCACUGAACUUUGAAGCUGGGGCUAUGCCCAAGCUAGAGAAGCUUUCCUUGCGGUUCCGUCACAACAUGGCUCCUCAGUUCCUACCGGUUGGCAUCCAGCACUUGCCCGCUGGCACCCUUAAACAAAUCUGGUUACAUGUGUACAGCAAUCAAACACAAAACAAAACAUCUGUGAGGCACCUGUUGGAGGGAGCAUUUAAGCAGCAUCAUCCAAGUGCCGACAUCACCGUUGACUUCAUUUAAGAUAAUGGACAUGCUGAGGGUAAUCUCUGCUUCAUUAUACUUUUCGCUUCUAGUUUGUACUUAUAAUUAA
Triticum dicoccoides is the source of this 4072-nucleotide messenger RNA. Its product is annotated as disease resistance protein RGA5-like. Gene Ontology annotation, molecular function: ADP binding; protein kinase activity; ATP binding. The record is from RefSeq and is a predicted model, not a curated record. NCBI's taxonomy places the organism in Eukaryota, Viridiplantae, Streptophyta, Magnoliopsida, Poales, Poaceae. Gene Ontology annotation, biological process: protein phosphorylation. The coding region runs from base 1 to 4002 and encodes 1333 amino acids. The transcript has 10 exons.